Molecule: messenger RNA, 549 nt
Organism: Mizuhopecten yessoensis (Yesso scallop)
Lineage: Eukaryota; Metazoa; Mollusca; Bivalvia; Pectinida; Pectinidae
Exons: 4
Coding region: 106-549 (147 amino acids)
Source: RefSeq, a predicted model, not a curated record
CCCGUCCUGGAUGUAGGCGGUGAUAAGAGGUCAGCGAUAUACCGGUCACAACGAGCUGAUCAAAUACAACGAUUGGAAAUAGACAUACGAAAGCAACACGCAGAUAUGAUAGGGGAACUAAACGGAUUUAUUUCUCCAGAAUUACAGCACGAAUGGGAUCUAUUUCGAAAUGGACUGACUCCGUAUCUUACGCCACGUGAGAUAUACGGUUCAGGUGUGAAGUUUGUAGGCCAUAUCUGUGAGAGCCUUCUUCGUAAGGAUAUCAUCAAGUACGGAGAAUACAUUGUCCUCUUUGAAGUUGUCAACUCCAUAGACGUGCGUGUCGGCGAGAUAGUCGAGAGAGCAACAACAGCCAUCAAAGAUAUCAAAAUGAAGAUAUCCGCUCUAAAGCCCGAAGCUAGAUCAGAUCAUAACACACACAGGGGAGAAUACCUGUUUUCUGAACUUGGUCAAUCAUAUGGAUUGCUAAAGGCGUCUUCAAGACCGAACGAGAGAGCCAUGGAUGGUUUCAAACGGGAAAAUAUAAUCAGUAAGUGUUACAAGAUAUAA